AUGAUGCGCCCUCGCCUCUCGGCAUGCCACCGCUGUCUAACCCGCAGAAGACUUUUCACAACAACUGCGCCGGUCGAGCAACACACCCAAAAUGCCCCGCCGCCAUCUCCGCCAGCAGCCGGAUACGCCCGACUCACAAACCGGGGACUCAUCUCAAUCACAGGCGUCGACAGCUCGACCUUCCUCCAAGGCCUGAUCACACAGAACAUGCUGGUAACGAACGACCCAAGCCUCAGCGUCCGACGCACAGGUUCAUACACGGCAUUUCUCAAUUCGCAAGGCCGCGUCCUGAACGACGCAUUCAUCUACCCGUUUUCCGGGACAGGAGAAGAGUCCGGAUGGCUGGUCGAGGUGGACAAGAAUGAAGUACCGACUCUGCUGAAGCAUCUCAAGAAACACAAGCUGCGCGCGAAGCUGAAGCUCCGCGCUCUCGAGGACGGCGAGCGCUCCGUCUGGGCCUCUUGGAAGGAUCACCCUGAGCCCCGCUGGGCAGCGUAUAACCUCGAGACCGAGGCAUCACCAUCGCCUUUCUCCACGUCAUCUGUGCUGGGAUGCAUUGAUUCGCGCGCUCCCGGGUUUGGAUCGAGAUUGGUGACGCCCGGCUCGGAGGAUUUGCGCACAUAUAUCCCCGAUGAGACGCAGAUUCCCGGGUCUGAGGUCGGACUGGCAUCGUAUACAGUGCGCAGGAUGUUAAAUGGUGUUGCAGAAGGGCAGACGGAGAUUAUUCGUGAGUCAGCGCUGCCGAUGGAAUGUAAUAUGGAUAUGGCGCGCGGGAUCGAUUUCAGGAAGGGUUGCUACGUCGGCCAGGAAUUGACGAUCCGUACGCACCAUACCGGUGUGGUGCGGAAGCGCAUUUUGCCUGUUCAGCUUCAUGAUCAGCGGCAGCCGGAGAGUGCAGACAUUUCAUAUGAUGCAUCGGUGCAACUGCCUUUGCCGCCGGGAGGGUCGAAUAUAUCCAAGAGUGGUGGUCGUCGGGGCCGGAGCGCGGGGAAAUUUCUCAAUGGCGUGGGAAACAUUGGCCUGGCCCUGUGCCGACUGGAGAUGAUGACCGACAUCGCUUUGACUGGUGAAGGCACCCAGUAUACUCCUGGGCAGGAGUUCAAGGUCUCCUGGACCACCGAUUCUGAGCAACCGGUUGAGGUCAAACUCCAGGCUUUCGUUCCGCCCUGGACGAGAGACUUCAUUUUCUCCGGCGUACACAAACCCACAUCACGGAAUACCGAAGUUGAUGGCGAACGGGCGAAGGGUAUGGUGGAACAGUUGGAAGAAGAGGAGGCGCAGCGACGGACAGAGUAA
This is a messenger RNA of Penicillium lagena, 1296 nucleotides long. RefSeq names its product YgfZ/GcvT domain-containing protein. NCBI's taxonomy places the organism in Eukaryota, Fungi, Ascomycota, Eurotiomycetes, Eurotiales, Aspergillaceae. The transcript has a single exon. Bases 1 to 1296 code for a protein of 431 amino acids. Gene Ontology annotation, molecular function: protein binding. The record is from RefSeq and is a predicted model, not a curated record. Gene Ontology annotation, cellular component: mitochondrial matrix.